This is a messenger RNA of Vitis riparia (riverbank grape), 2054 nucleotides long. Its product is annotated as acyl transferase 4. The record is from RefSeq and is a predicted model, not a curated record. NCBI's taxonomy places the organism in Eukaryota, Viridiplantae, Streptophyta, Magnoliopsida, Vitales, Vitaceae. The coding region runs from base 575 to 1849 and encodes 424 amino acids. The transcript has 2 exons.
UUCGGUUCAAAAGGUUUGUGACCGGUUCAAAAGCUAAACGGUUUAGAGGAAGUGACCGAACCGGGAAGGCCACCGGUCGACGGUUGGACCGGCCGGUCCGAUCCGGUUUUAAAACGUUGGAAAGUAGUGAACAGAUGAAUUUUAUGCCAUGGAAAUCCAUUCCAAAUGUGUCAUAAAACACAACAAUUGAAUUUCCAUGAGACUUUCCAACAAUUUUCAUAUUCAAGUAGCUCUUUUAAUCUUCAAAAAAGUUAAAUAAAUCAUAACCCAAUAUCUAAUGUGUAAAGUAUACCAUUGUACUGCUAAAAGUUAUCCUCUUAUCACUACCAAAUCGGCUGAAAUUGGACUUUGAAGCCAAGCAGUUGCACACAUUUAAAUACAGAGGCUUGGUCAUCUUUUCUUGUCCUAGUCCAUUACCAAACUGAUGAGACUUUGAAGCCAAGCACUUCCCAUAUUUUAGAUAUGGAAGCAUCAAUAUCUUUUAUUGAUUCCUUGUAAAACAAUAUUGCACUACAUAUAAGAUUGCAGAGUGGUAGUUCCUUCCUUGUACUUCCCCAUCAAUCCCUCUUCUGCCAUGGCUCUCUCUGUGACAAGAACAAACCAAGGCCUUGUUCAGCCAUCCAAGAAGACCCCUUCUGGUACACUUGAUCUGUCGAUUAUUGAUAGAUUACCUGUCCUAAGGUGCAAUGCUCGGACACUGCAUGUGUUCAGGCAUGGCCCUGGUGCAGCACAAGUCAUACGAGAAGCCUUGUCCAUGGCAUUGGUUCCCUACUAUCCUCUUGCUGGACGGCUGAAAGAGUCGAGCCAUGGCGAGCUUCAAAUUGAAUGUUCUGGGGAAGGUGUGUGGUUUGUUGAGGCAUCUGCUGAGUGUAUGCUUGAUUCAGUCCAUUACUUUGACGACACUGCAUCCAUCCCCUAUGAUGAGCUUCUCCCUGAUCACAUCCCAGAAGCUGAAGGCAUAAAUCCACUUGUGCUAAUGCAGGUGACUCAAUUUGCAUGUGGUGGAUUUGUCAUGGGCCUCAUAUUCUGUCAUAGUAUUUGUGAUGGCUUAGGAGCCGCCCAGUUCCUAAAUGCUGUUGGGGAAAUGGCUAGAGGCCUUGAGAAUCCAAGCAUUGCGCCAGUGUGGUGUAGGGACUUUUCUCCACCUCCUCCCCAAGUCCCACAAACAAAUCCCACUGUCUUGCCAAACUUACCACCCCCCAUGCCUGACUACCAGCUGCAGCAUGCCAAUAUAGACAUUCCCCUGGAUCAGAUCAAUCAGCUAAAGCAUGAGUUCCAGAAAUCCACAGGCCAAACUUGCUCCACCUUUGAAAUUGUAGUUGCCAGUAUCUGGCGCCAUCGAACACAAGCUAUAAACUUGGGAGAGAACACCCAAGUCAAGCUUGUCUUCUUUGCAAAUUGCCGCCCGUUCUUGCAGCCUCCUUUGCCACAAGGCUUCUAUGGCAACUGUUUCUUCCCAGUGACCAUCACAACUUCCAGUGAGACAAUGGCACGGUCGUCAACUGCUGAUGUGGUAAAACUGAUCCAAGAGGAAAAAGUUAAGUUAUCAAACGAAUUUUGCAGGUGGUUGAAGGGCGAACUGGUUGAAGAUGGGGUAGAUCCAUUUGCACCACCCCUCAUCUACACCACAUUGUUUAUAUCAGAGUGGGGUAGACUGGGGUUUAACCAAAUUGACUAUGGGUGGGGCGCCCCAGUUCAUGUGGUUCCAAUACAAGGCUCUGCCAUCAUACCCGUUUGCAUUGUUGGAUUGCUGCCCUCACCAAAGAAAGGCAUCCGUUUGAUGACAUGGUGUGUUGAGGAGGCUCAUCAGCAACCCUUCCUUGAUUUGAUGUUGAAGUCAAGUACUUGAAUCAAUCUUCAAUUCUUCAUCUUAACCUUUGUAUUCAGACCUUUGGUCACAUAUCCCUUAAAUCUCUUUCAACUACUGUACUAAGCGUGAAGUACUGGUGAGAAUGUAAAAUAGCUCAAUUGGAAAUGAGGCAAAUAAGAGGAAACAGAGCUUCCAAUCAUUGAAAAUUGAACUAGCUAAAUAAAGCUUGGCUUGUUUAGACCAA